This is a messenger RNA of Trachymyrmex cornetzi, 1768 nucleotides long. It is a transcript of the gene colt, whose product is annotated as carnitine/acylcarnitine carrier protein colt, mitochondrial. Gene Ontology annotation, cellular component: mitochondrial envelope. Gene Ontology annotation, molecular function: O-acyl-L-carnitine transmembrane transporter activity. Bases 321 to 1208 code for a protein of 295 amino acids. The transcript is spliced from 5 exons. Gene Ontology annotation, biological process: carnitine transmembrane transport; mitochondrial transport. The record is from RefSeq and is a predicted model, not a curated record. NCBI's taxonomy places the organism in Eukaryota, Metazoa, Arthropoda, Insecta, Hymenoptera, Formicidae.
CGCUAAUCAUUACAUUCAUCUUCAUUUCGAGUGCAGAUAGUGUUAUAAAAUACAGCUCGAAGGAACAGAUCAACCGUUUGUAACAAUUUGUCCCUAAUUUGUACACACUAUUAUUAAAAUGUUAUUGCAAUAUAAAUACGAUUAUAUAUUAAGUUAUGUAAAAGACUGUGAAAAACAUCAUGACCUAGCAAUGAUAUCUCGAGCCUACGUCAAGGACCAAUUGCCACUGUACUUUGACCCCUGACUUGAUCAACCAGAUUUAAAACUAUUAUUUCGUCGAUACACUUGUUGGUAGACUUCCAGUCUCAUAUACAAUAAUCAUGUCGGAUACCGUUAGCCCUAUUAAAUAUUUCUUAAGCGGUGGAUUUGGUGGAGUAUGUACCGUGAUAGCCGGUCACCCUCUGGAUACCAUAAAGGUACGGCUCCAGACGAUGCCAGUUCCAGGACCCAAUGCAUUGCCUCUCUACACUGGUACAUGGGACUGUGCUAAGAAAACAAUCACCAAAGAAGGAAUACGUGGUUUAUAUAAGGGCAUGGGUGCACCAUUAUCCGGUGUUGCUCCUAUAUUUGCAAUAAGUUUCUUUGGCUACAGCGUCGGGAAGAAGCUACAACAGAGAGUCCCAGAUGAGAAACUCACUCCAUUACAAUUAUUUUACGCUGGUGCAUUUAGCGGCAUAUUCACGACUAUUAUAAUGGCACCUGGUGAACGUAUUAAAUGUCUGUUGCAAAUACAGCAUGCAGAUGCGAAGCCAAAGUAUAGUGGACCAUUGGAUUGCGCUAAACAAUUGUAUCGAGAAGGGGGCAUCAGAAGUAUCUAUAAAGGCACCUGCGCUACAUUGUUAAGAGAUAUUCCAGCCAGCGGAAUGUAUUUUUUAACAUACGAAUAUAUAAAGGAGCGAUUUACUCCAGAGGAUGGGAAACUUAGCUUACUGGCCACCAUAACGGCUGGCGGUUUUGCAGGCAUUGCGAACUGGUUGGUGGGAAUGCCACCUGAUAUCCUGAAAAGUCGCCUACAGACUGCACCAGAAGGUACGUACAAACAAGGAAUACGCGAGGUAUUUGUUAAAUUGAUGAAAAACGAGGGACCAAUGGCGCUUUACAAGGGUGUCGUACCCGUUAUGCUACGAGCUUUCCCUGCAAAUGCGGCGUGUUUUAUGGGCUUCGAAAUUUGCAUGAAAUUCUUGAAUUGGAUCGCGCCAAAUUUAUAAUUUUGAAUCGAACAAUGUAAUAUAGAAUUUUUGAAAAAUAUUCUAGAGAUCUGUUGCUCUCCUUAUACUACAAUUCAUACUCGAUAGGUGCAAAGCAAUUAAUUUUACCGCGACAGAAAUAAAUCAUAUACAAUAAAAUAAAAAUUUAGAUAAGACUAAUGAGAGUCAUACGCUGAUGUAAAAGCGAAGAGAUAGGAGAAGCAGAUAAUAUUCAGGUGUUCAUGGUUAUCUUCAUUUAUUUCAUUUCGAAAUAAAUGAAGAUAAUCAUCAACACCUGUGUUUAAAUUAUAUACAUCUAUUCUUGCCCCUAGCAGCUUUAUAUAUAUGUACAUAUCGAGAAUAUAUGUCUAAAAAUGAUGAUAUACAUAAAGUAUUGGAACAAUUUUGACUUUAAUUUUGCCAUAUGUGUACGUAAGAAACAAAUGAAAGUAUAACAUCAGGGUAUAAUAUACAUUUGUGUAUUCGUUUUGUAAAGCGUUUCAAAUAUAUAUUCAAUGUUGCAAACAUAUCAUAUAUCGUAAUACUAAUAAUUCUUAAGUAUGUAUUGAAAGACUGCUCAA